Brachypodium distachyon (stiff brome) is the source of this 2601-nucleotide messenger RNA. RefSeq lists its product as uncharacterized. The record is from RefSeq and is a predicted model, not a curated record. Gene Ontology annotation, molecular function: hydrolase activity, acting on ester bonds. Bases 1 to 2259 code for a protein of 752 amino acids. The transcript is spliced from 9 exons. NCBI's taxonomy places the organism in Eukaryota, Viridiplantae, Streptophyta, Magnoliopsida, Poales, Poaceae.
AUGGCCCUGCAUUACCAGAGCCCCUUGUAUCUGCACUUUGGUUCUUCUACAUUCAGCAGCGUUCCAAUACAGAUUGCAGAUAAUGUGGUAGCCGAGAACCGUGAGUUCUCGCUCAACCUAGAUUUCUUGGGCACGGUUAGGGCUGACCUGACCGAGCUCGAUGCUCCCUUCUCGGAACGGGAGGUGUGGGAUGUCAUCCGGUUGCUGCCCUCUGGGAAGUCCCCGGGCCCCGACGGCUUCACCGCGGAAUUCUUCCAGGCUUGUUGGGCUAUUGUCAAGACUAACGUCAUAGCGGCCUUUCACAAGCUCCACUCAUUGCGUGGUCGUGGCUUUGAAGGAUUUGGACCUCGGUUUCGCGAGUGGAUUGUUCUUCUAUCUACUGCUAGCACCCGCAUUUUGCUUAACGGUGAGCCGGGCCCGCCAAUUUGGCAUCGGAAGGGGCUGAGACAAGGGGACCCCCUCUCGCCCAUGUUGUUCGUGUUGGUGAUCGACACGCUCAACCAGCUCUUCUCUAGAGCAGCUGAGAUGGGCAUCCUCAAGCGCAUCGCUGCUCGGGCGCUAUCGACUAGUGUGUCCCUUUAUGCAGACGAUGUUAUCAUUUUCUGUCACCCGGACCGCUCCGAGCUCCUUACGGUUCGCUGCCUCCUCGCCUUUUUUGGACAUGCAUCAGGAUUGCGCACUAACUUCGCAAAAUGCUCGGUGGCCCCUAUUUGUUGUGCCGAGGAUGUGGCUGCAGACGCGGCGGACACGAUGGGUUGUGCGUUGGCUCCUUUCCCGGUAAAAUACCUCGGGAUUCCACUAGCACUUCGAAAGCCUUCUCCGGAAGCAUUUGGCCCCCUCAUUGACAAGAUCGUUGAUCGCCUCCCGACUUGGAAGGCCAACAUGAUGUCUAAGGAUAGAUGGUUGGAUGGUCGGGCCAUCUCGGAGUUGGCCCCGAACCUCACAUUGCUUGUGCCUAAGCUCAUCCGGAAAAAACGCACAGUUCGUGAGGCUCUUGAUGACAGACGUUGGAUCCGUGACAUCCAAGGAUCUUUGGAUCCACUUGCUCUGUGGCAGUACAUCCAGAUAUGGGGGAGGGUCCGCACGGUGCAGUUUUCAGAUGCGGCUGACACCCUUUGUUGGAGCACGAUACACAUCGACAAUCGAUCCGCCUCAGCCGUCGUCUGCCUCCUGCUCCUCGUCGUUUUCAAUGUUGCUGGAGUCGAUUCCCGGGGCACCCCUGCGUCGUCUGGAAACAAGUGGUCCAGCUUGUUCGUGUUCGGCGACGACUUCGUCGACAACGGCAAUCUUCCGAAGCUGACGCGUGGUCACACUCAACCUGAUUCUAUUCUCGAAGAGACCUUCCGUCAGUGGAACUAUCCCUAUGGCUCUUAUCUCAAUUCUCGUGGAUCAUCCGCGACGCCUGUUCCAACCGGCCGAUUCUCCAACUACAGGAAUCAGGCAGAUUUCGUCGCAAGGAUCAUGGGUCUCAACCAGGCCCCUCCGGCGUACAAGCUCUCGGAUCAAUUUUGUGACCCGUCUGGCAUGAACCUGGCUUUUGGCGGUGCUGGCGUGUCUCAAAGCUCCAAGAAUGCGCUCACCCUUGCUGCACAAAUCAACGCAUUCAAGAAGCUAGUCAACGACGGGAUAAUCUCAAAAGAGCAGUUUCACCGCUCCGUCGCGCUUGUUGCCAUCUCUGGCAACGAUUACAUGAGUGGUGCUGGUUUCAAGGAUACCUUUUUGAGUAGCUUCGAUGAUAUCGAUACUUACAUUGGGAAUGUGACUUCUGAGAUCGUCAAGAACGUUGAGCAGCUACAAAAGUUAGGUCUCAGAAAGGUGCUAGUAAACAACUUGCAUCCCAUUGGCUGUGCGCCUCUACAUACCAAGUCAAACAACAACACUGCAUGCGACCUUCUUGAGAACUAUGGCGCAUCUCUACACAACAACAACCUGCAACAGCUGAUGGGCAAAAAGAAUAAUGCCCACAUUCUAGACCUCUACACCGCCUUCACCAACAUCGUCAAUCAUGCCUCUGGUGAAGGGUCGGAUCAGUCUAAGGAGUUUAAGCGUAAGCUGACCCCAUGCUGCAAUAGAAUUCAUCCGACUGGAUACUGUGGACAGCGCAACGCUUCAGGACAGGCCCUGUACACCUUGUGCGAAAAUCCCGACAAGUUCUUCUACUGGGACGAGGUGCACCCGACACAUGCUGGGUGGGAGGCUGUGAUGAAGGCGCUAGAACAACCUUUGAAGGGGUUCCUAGAUCGGGAGUAUAUUCAUUGAUAUCACAUCUUUUAGUUUGGGCCGCAGCUUGAUUAAUUUCUAGUUGCCGGUCCGUACAGUAUCUUUUAGGUUAGCUUUAUGGUAUGAGUAUUUAUAGGAAGAAGCUUGUGAGUUUUCUUUUCCUGGUGUUUUGAUGAACUUUUACUUUAGCAGUACUCUUGACGGAACAUGCAUUGACUUUGCUCAAUGUCUUGUCCACACUGUUUGAUAUUAGAAAGCUCGUAUUAAUAUGAAUGUAUUUGAGAUCAUGAGAGCUUUUUCUUUUCUUUUUUUGAGACGAGAUCAUGAGAGUUUGCAGCAGACUUCUUUUUUUAGAAAAGAGAGUUGCAGCAGUUUUUUUUU